Molecule: messenger RNA, 237 nt
Organism: Saccharomyces mikatae IFO 1815
Lineage: Eukaryota; Fungi; Ascomycota; Saccharomycetes; Saccharomycetales; Saccharomycetaceae
Exons: 1
Coding region: 1-237 (78 amino acids)
Source: RefSeq, a predicted model, not a curated record
AUGCAGAUUCAAUCAAGAGUCAAUAUUCAAGAUACUACUAAAGAGUUUAGAAAAUUUAUUAUUGAUACUUCUAUUGAAAACAAACAGAGAGAGCAAGCUCUAAUUGAUUUAGAAACGUAUGAAAUAUUUUUAAACAAAUUAACCAUUAAAAAGAAUAAGAUUGCAAAUGAGGUUAAACAAGAUGACGAUAUUUCAAAUCUCGAUCAGUUAAUGGAAGUCGAUGAAAAAAUUGAAUAA